Melozone crissalis (California towhee) is the source of this 402-nucleotide messenger RNA. It is a transcript of the gene LGALS2, whose product is annotated as galectin 2. The transcript is spliced from 2 exons. The record is from RefSeq and is a predicted model, not a curated record. Gene Ontology annotation, molecular function: carbohydrate binding. NCBI's taxonomy places the organism in Eukaryota, Metazoa, Chordata, Aves, Passeriformes, Passerellidae. The coding region runs from base 1 to 402 and encodes 133 amino acids.
AUGGAGGAACUGGGUGCAGAGAUGUGUGUUGGAUCUCAAGUCUUCCAAAACCCUCUCCUGUCCAUGCAUAUGAUUUUCCUCAUGCUCCUUUACAGCUUCAGCAUCAAUCUUGGCUGCAGCUCAAGAGAUCUGGCAUUUCACUUCAAUCCCCGCUUCAACGAGUCUGUCAUCGUCUGCAACUCCAAGUGCUCCGAUUCCUGGCAGACGGAACUCCGUGACCGCCACCUCCCUUUCUUCAGGGGCUGCACUGUCAAGUUCUUCAUUGAAAUGCUGUCGGACAAGUUCCGUGUGAAGCUGCCCGAUGGCCAUGAGGUGUGCUUCCCCAACCGGCACGGCUACCGCAACAUCAGCUACGUAAGCGUUGUGGGGGGACUGAAGGUCAUCUCCUUCAAGCUCACCUGA